Messenger RNA from Cavenderia fasciculata, 204 nucleotides. It is a transcript of the gene hspc300, whose product is annotated as component of SCAR regulatory complex. The record is from RefSeq and is a predicted model, not a curated record. Lineage: Eukaryota; Evosea; Eumycetozoa; Acytosteliales; Cavenderiaceae. Gene Ontology annotation, molecular function: protein-containing complex binding. Gene Ontology annotation, biological process: cell motility; regulation of actin polymerization or depolymerization; actin filament organization. The coding region runs from base 1 to 204 and encodes 67 amino acids. The transcript is spliced from 2 exons. Gene Ontology annotation, cellular component: SCAR complex.
AUGUCUAAAUCACACAUUCAAAGAGAUUGGGAACAAAGAGAGUUUAAUGAAGAGAUCAGUUUAAACAUUCAAAAGAUUAUAGAUUUCCUAAACAAGUUUGAUCUUUCAACUAGAAACAAACUAGCAACUGUAAAUGAAAAGUUAUCAAUGUUGGAAAGACAAGUUGAUUAUCUUGAAUCUGCAAUCAAGACUGUCAAUGAAUAG